Messenger RNA from Blepharisma stoltei, 603 nucleotides. The record is from the annotation of a GenBank genome assembly. Lineage: Eukaryota; Ciliophora; Heterotrichea; Heterotrichida; Blepharismidae.
AUGGGCUCAAUAAUCUCUCAAUUUUGCGACUUUUUUGAAAAAAUCUGGCAAUUGAUUUUUGAAGGAAAAGAAAAGCGUCUCCUUAUGGUUGGACUUAAUGCAUCAGGGAAAACCGCCAUUCUAUAUCAGCUUAAACUAGGUGACGCUGUAUCAACAAUUUCAACAAUUGGGUUUAAUGUCGAAACCAUCAGACAUAAGAAUGUAAGAUUCAAUAUCUGAGAUGUCGGAGGAGACCAAAAAAUUCGGCCUUUAUGAAGGCAUUAUUAUCAGGGCACUGAUGGGCUAAUUUUUGUCAUUGAUGGGACUGAUAGAGACAGAAUUGGGGAAGCAAAUGAUGAACUUCAUAAAAUUUUCGAUAGUGAAGAUAUGAAGGAAAUUCCUUUACUGAUUUUUGCUAAUAAGCAAGACUUGCCUGGAGCAAUGCGUGUUUCAGAAAUUGUGGAAAGAUUAAACCUUUAUGGAAUUAAAAAUAGAGAGUGGUAUGCUCAAGGAUCAUGCGCAAUUAGAGGAGAAGGACUUUUUGAAGGAUUAGAAUGGCUUGGAUCGAUAUUUAAAGCUCAGAGGAAAAAACUGUUAUUAGAAGCUUAUCGCAGAAAGAACUAG